Gastrolobium bilobum is the source of this 813-nucleotide messenger RNA. RefSeq names its product secoisolariciresinol dehydrogenase-like. The coding region runs from base 1 to 813 and encodes 270 amino acids. Gene Ontology annotation, molecular function: oxidoreductase activity. Lineage: Eukaryota; Viridiplantae; Streptophyta; Magnoliopsida; Fabales; Fabaceae. The transcript is spliced from 2 exons. The record is from RefSeq and is a predicted model, not a curated record.
AUGGCAUGCAUUUCACAGCUGCCGGAUGCUGCUAAAAGGCUACAAGGAAAGGUGGCUAUGAUCACCGGUGGGGCUAGGGGCCUUGGUGAGUGCAUGGCAAGGCUUUUCUGCCAACAUGGGGCAAAGGUGGUGAUUGCAGAUAUUCGAGAUCAAUUAGGUCAAGCAGUACAAGAUUCAAUUGGAACUGAAUUAGCAACCUAUGUUCAUUGUGAUGUAACAAAAGAAACUGAUGUUGAAAAUGCAGUUAACAUAGCUAUAUACAAGUAUGGAAAGCUAGACAUAAUGGUGAACAAUGCUGUAUUAAUAGAUGAAGCCAAACCCAGCAUUCUUGACAAUGAUGUGACUGAAUUUGAACGUGUUGUUAGUGUCAACCUUACAGGCCCCUUCUUGGGAACUAAGCAUGCAGCUAAAGUGAUGAUCCCUGCCAAAAAGGGAAGCAUAAUAAUGGUAGGAAGUGUUUGCUCAAGCAUUGGAGGGGUUGCAACACAUGCAUACACAAGCUCUAAACAUGCUGUGGUUGGACUCACAAAGAACACAGCUGCUGAACUUGGAAAAUUUGGCAUAAGAGUCAAUGGUUUGUCUCCAUACUUCAUUUCUAAUGCAUUAGCAAGAGAAUUCUUCAAACUAGAUGAUGAUGGGUGCUCAAGUGUUUAUUCCAAUCUUAAAGGUGUUGCCUUGCAAGAAGAGGAUGUAGCACAAGCUGCACUCUAUUUGGCUAGUGAUGAGUCCAAGUACGUAAGUGGCCAUAAUCUAGCUGUGGAUGGUGGCUUUACUACUAUCAAUCCAAUUUUCGGUUUGUUUUCAAAAUCUUAA